Melampsora larici-populina 98AG31 is the source of this 978-nucleotide messenger RNA. RefSeq lists its product as uncharacterized. Gene Ontology annotation, molecular function: microtubule motor activity; microtubule binding; ATP binding. The record is from RefSeq and is a predicted model, not a curated record. Bases 1 to 978 code for a protein of 325 amino acids. The transcript has 3 exons. Lineage: Eukaryota; Fungi; Basidiomycota; Pucciniomycetes; Pucciniales; Melampsoraceae. Gene Ontology annotation, biological process: microtubule-based movement.
AUGAUGGGAUAUGAUGCUACGGUCUUUGCUUAUGGACAAACGGCUUCGGGUAAAACGUUUACGCUUAGCGGCUCGACUUCUCAGCCUGGUUUGAUUCCUUUAGCGGUUUCAGAUAUCUUUGAAUUCAUCAGAUCUCAUCCACAUCGAGAUUUUUUACUAAGAGCAUCGUAUUUAGAAAUCUACAAUGAACAAAUCAUAGACCUAUUAAUCCCGAUCAAAGACCCCAAACCGAUGAUCAAAAUCAGACAAGACCCAUCCACAAAACACUUUUUCCCAAAUCCUAUUCGAGAAGAAGUAGUAAGCACAAUAGAACAAGUAGAAGAUGUUUUGAAACGAGGUAAUCUGGCACGACAUGUGUCAGGUACAGAUUUCAAUCAAAGAUCUUCGAGGUCUCAUACGAUCUUUUCGGUGGUCGUUGAGAGUAGGAAGACUCAGAGGUUUCUUGCAGGAGCUGGGAGUGAUGGCUCGGUUAGGAGAAGUAAGGUUUCUUUGAUUGAUUUGGCUGGGAGUGAACGGGCUACUAGUGAUGGGAGUAGAAGAACUGAAGGUGGAUUUAUUAAUAAAAGUUUACUCACAUUAGAAAAAGUCAUUGGAGCCUUAUCACCCGAUACACCAAACCUAUCCUCAACCCCAUCCAAACCAAUCCCUCAACACGUUCCAUUCCGAGACUCGAAACUGACUCAAAUCUUACAACCAGCCUUAAAAGGAGAUUCAAAAGUAUGUGUGAUUUGUACGAUUAAUCCUACUUUGAAUUAUGGAAAUGGAGUAGGGAAUGGAGUCGGAGUAGGGAAUGGGUUGGAAGAAUCCAAGAGUACGCUUAGGUUUGCUAGAAGGGUUAAGAAGGUUACGGUUCAGGCUAAGGUUCAUGAGAUUCUGAGUGAAAGAGCUUUGAUUACUAGGUAUAGACAACAGGUUCGUGAGGAUAUUCGGUUUUGGUUUAAGAAUUGGUUCUUUUUGUUGAUGGUUUUUUGGGAAUAG